Molecule: messenger RNA, 1446 nt
Organism: Peronospora matthiolae
Lineage: Eukaryota; Oomycota; Peronosporomycetes; Peronosporales; Peronosporaceae
Source: the annotation of a GenBank genome assembly
AUGUCCGGGCUGAUCUACGGCACCAUAAUGGUACUCCUCGUCACGGCACGAUCAAUUUUCAAGACACAAGCGACGAAUUCGUACCCGAUCGUGCUUGUCAACGGAUUUUCCGGCUGGGGUCGUGCUGAACUAUCGGGUUUUCGAUAUUGGGGUGGCAUUCAAGGAGAUUUCCAGAAUGAGCUCACGGCUCGAGGGUACACGGUCUAUACAGCUGCAGUCGGUCCCUUUUCAAGUAACUGGGAUCGCGCUUGCGAGCUGUACGCUCUUAUCAAAGGUGGACAGGUUGACUAUGGCCAGAAUCACUCGGCGACUCACAACCAUCUUCGCUUUGGACGCAAUUAUACGGGACUUUACACAAGGUGGGGCACGGUCAACGCGGACGGUUCGAUCAACAAGGUCCACAUCAUGGGGCACAGUAUGGGUGGCCAGACUGCACGAAUGCUGACUCAGAUGCUCGAGCAUGGCACUGGUGGUGCACCGAUCGAGGAAGAUCCGUCGUCGCACCCUUUGUUUAGUGGUGGGAAGAGCUGGGUGCACUCGAUCACAACAAUCUCGACGCCAAACCAGGGCACGACCCUGGCCGAUGGUUUCUCCGUUAUUGGUGACUCAGUCAAAGACCUGCUUGCAGGUGUGCUUAGUGUUGUCGGAAUUUUUGGCACGAAGACCGAGAUGUUCUAUGACGCCAAGUUGGAUCAGUGGGGAAUCGCAAGCAAACAACCAGGCGAGAUGCUGAAGGCGUAUCUCAAUCGCGUCUAUUCCAGCAGUAUAUUCGAUCCAAGCUUUCGAGACUUUUCGCUCUGGAGUUUGUCCACUGGCGGCGCCAAGGAGGAAGCAACAUGGGUAAAGACAUUGAGUGACGUGUACUAUUACAGCUACACCACUGUUGCCACGUUUGACACGCGCGACUAUCGCUUCCGCAAGAUUUCGCUGCCCCAGGUGCUGAAUGUACUGCUGGUUCUCAAACCACUGGCAACAUUCCUAGGCGGGCGAUAUGCACCCGACGUCCUGAAACUCCCAACCAAGUGGCAACCCAAUGACGGCGUUGUGAACUCGAUUUCCAUGGCUUCCGACGGUAUCGGGGGUGUCGCUGCGUUCACAGGUUCAUCUCAAUUGGGUAAGUGGAAUCUGUUACCGCAGCUGAAUCGACUUGACCAUCUCGGUGUGGUCGGCAUCACGCUACACACACAGGUGCUGAAACUGUACGAGGGCCACGCUGCGCUAUUGGCAUCUUUGCCUACCACCUCUGGUGCCCGUCGACUACAAAGCGACUCGAUCGAAGCCCGUGUGAAACUCGACACGGCCAUUGAAGAGUUGUCAGCAGCAACAGCACGCAUGGGGACAAAGACUGGCUUAGAAGCUCUGUGCCAGGAUCCUAAGAACGCAUACGUCCAAAACUAUUGCACUAAGAUGCUUGCGUCUGUAGCCACGCGCCAUUUACGCGGAUAG